UUCAUAAUCCACGACCUGUAUAAGAGUUCUAAAACCCUAGCCUCACCUGAAACCAGCAUCUCUCCCCGCUCCACUCUCCUCUGAAAAGCUCACCUCCUCUAAAAUCUUCUACAGAACCCUAAUCAAUUUGCUUCACACUGUUUGAAAAAGCUCAAUGAAGAUGGGUUAUUGUAUGAAUCACUGUGAAAAUGCUGCAUAUAGGCUCAUGUCUUCAUCUUCUUCCUCUGUUCUUCCUCCUUCCAAAAUAUAUUCAUCAAGAACCCACCUUUUCCCAUUAUAUUCAUCAAAAGCUGCAGUUUACAAAAGCUCCUCUUUUCUGCACCUCCAAUCUCGGCCAUCCGUUUUGGGUCACACCCAUUUGCGCAAAAGGGUGAAUUUUUCGAUUGUCAAUGAGCAAAGCCCCAGUAAUGAUUCUGUUGUUCAAAAGGGGAAGCAGCAGAAAUUGGGUAAAAGAACAGAUAUAAAGAAGAUUUUGAUACUGGGUGCAGGGCCAAUAGUGAUAGGACAAGCUUGUGAGUUUGAUUAUUCAGGUACUCAAGCUUGUAAGGCUCUCAGGGAAGAAGGGUAUGAGGUUAUACUGAUUAAUUCGAACCCUGCAACGAUUAUGACUGACCCUGAGAUGGCAGACAGGACUUAUAUUGAGCCAAUGACACCUGAACUUGUGGAGCAAGUCUUAGAGAGAGAGAGGCCUGAUGCAUUGUUGCCUACAAUGGGUGGCCAAACUGCUCUUAAUUUAGCUGUAGCGUUGGCGGAGAGUGGGGUGCUGGAUAAGUAUGGGGUCGAGUUGAUUGGGGCGAAGCUUGGUGCCAUAAAGAAGGCGGAGGAUAGGGAUUUGUUUAAGCAGGCAAUGAAGAAUAUUGGGAUAAAGACUCCACCUUCAGGCAUUGGAAAUACUUUGGAGGAGUGUAUCGAGAUAGCCAGUGAAAUCGGGGAGUUUCCAUUGAUUAUAAGGCCAGCUUUCACAUUAGGUGGGACUGGUGGUGGAAUUGCUUAUAACAGGGAGGAAUUCGAGACGAUAUGUAAGUCGGGGUUAGCAGCUAGUUUGACAUCACAAGUUUUGGUUGAGAAGUCUUUGUUAGGUUGGAAAGAAUACGAGCUUGAGGUUAUGAGAGAUUUGGCCGACAAUGUGGUUAUCAUUUGUUCAAUUGAGAAUAUUGAUCCUAUGGGAGUUCAUACGGGGGACUCCAUCACUGUGGCUCCUGCUCAGACUUUGACAGAUAAAGAGUAUCAACGACUUAGGGAUUAUUCGAUUGCCAUCAUCAGGGAAAUCGGAGUUGAGUGUGGUGGUUCUAAUGUACAGUUUGCUGUAAAUCCAGUUGAUGGUGAAGUCAUGGUAAUUGAAAUGAAUCCUAGAGUUUCGAGGUCUUCAGCUUUAGCCUCAAAAGCUACUGGCUUUCCAAUAGCUAAGAUGGCUGCUAAGCUAUCAGUGGGAUACUCUCUGGAUCAGAUUCCUAACGAUAUCACAAAGAAGACUCCAGCUAGUUUUGAGCCAUCCAUAGAUUAUGUAGUUACAAAGAUACCUAGAUUUGCAUUUGAGAAAUUCCCUGGAUCUGAGGCCAUAUUGACAACUCAGAUGAAGUCUGUCGGUGAGUCCAUGGCAGUAGGUCGCACAUUCCAAGAAUCCUUCCAAAAAGCAGUGCGGUCUCUAGAAUGUGGUUAUUCUGGAUGGGGCUGUACCCAGGUUAAGGAAUUGGACUGGGAUUGGGACAAAUUGAAGUAUAGUCUUCGGGUUCCUAAUCCUGAUCGCAUCCAUGCGGUAUAUGCUGCAAUGAAGAGGGGGAUGAAGGUAGAUGACAUCUUUGAGCUCAGUUACAUAGACAAAUGGUUCCUCACUCAGCUAAGAGAGCUUGUAGAUGUGGAGCAGUUCCUUCUGGCUCGCAGUUUGUCGGACUUAACAAAGGAUGACUUCUAUGAAGUGAAAAAGAGAGGGUUUAGUGACAGACAGAUAGCUUUUGCGACAAAGUCCAGUGAGGAGGAGGUUCGGUCAAGGCGUUUGUCUUUGGGUGUGAAACCAGCAUAUAAACGAGUUGAUACAUGUGCUGCAGAAUUUGAGGCUGAUACACCUUAUAUGUAUUCAUCUUAUGACAUUGAGUGUGAAUCAGCUCCUACAGGUAGGAAGAAAGUGUUGAUUUUAGGUGGUGGACCAAAUCGAAUUGGACAGGGUAUUGAGUUUGAUUAUUGUUGCUGUCAUACAUCCUUUGCCCUUCAGGACGCAGGCUAUGAAACAAUUAUGAUGAAUUCCAAUCCUGAGACAGUUUCUACAGAUUACGACACAAGUGAUCGUCUCUACUUUGAGCCUCUGACAGUCGAGGAUGUUCUUAAUAUUAUAGACUUGGAAGGACCUGAUGGUAUCAUUGUGCAAUUUGGAGGUCAAACCCCAUUGAAACUGGCUCUUCCAAUUCAGAAUUACUUGGAUGAGCGAAGGCCUAAGACCAGAAGUGGAGCUGGCUUUGUUCGCAUUUGGGGUACAUCACCUGAUUCCAUUGAUGCAGCUGAAGAUAGGGAGAGGUUCAACGCCAUCCUGAAUGAACUACAGAUCGUGCAGCCAAAAGGGGGUAUUGCAAAGAGCGAAAAGGAUGCUGUUGCCAUUGCGACAGAAGUAGGAUACCCUGUUGUCGUCCGACCCUCUUAUGUCUUAGGUGGCCGGGCAAUGGAGAUAGUUUACAACAACGACAAAUUAGUGACAUACCUUGAAAAUGCUGUUAAGGUAGAUCCGGAGCGCCCUGUCCUGAUUGACAAGUAUUUAACCGAUGCUGUAGAGAUUGAUAUUGAUGCACUUGCUGAUUUGCAUGGUAAUGUGGUCAUCGGUGGAAUAAUGGAGCACAUUGAGCAGGCUGGGGUUCAUUCAGGUGACUCAGCGUGCAUGCUUCCUACACAAACAAUUUCUGAUUCAUGCUUGGAAACUAUUAGGUCGUGGACUACG
Messenger RNA from Nicotiana tabacum (common tobacco), 2923 nucleotides. Lineage: Eukaryota; Viridiplantae; Streptophyta; Magnoliopsida; Solanales; Solanaceae. The record is from RefSeq and is a predicted model, not a curated record.